CCCGAUAUCGAUCUAUARCAAGAGCAAGAUGGCAGCAAAGAAGAUGAAAGGACAAGAAUCUUGGAAGUGGUCCGUUGAUGAAAAACCUGUAAAAAUAGACAAAUGGGAUGGUAACGCGGUGAAAAAUGCCUUGGACGACGCAGCGAAAAAGGUUCUGACAAACCACUUUGGCUAUCAUGAAGAUCACUCAUUAACUGAUACAAGACUUGGUAUUUGUACACUUUCUGUAGUGUUUGCCUUGGCUGCUCUUGGGUAUGAUUAUCUGAAUCCAUUCCCAGCUUCAAGACCUGUUCUUAUAUUAUGUGUAAUAUCAUAUUUCAUAUUGAUGGGCUUACUCACUUUGUUUACAACUUUUAAAGAAAAAAACUAUAUAUUAUUUGCAGUCCAAAAAGAUGAUGCUGGAAUUGGACCAGAUCAUGUUUGGACUUUGCGAUCAGUUUUAAAAAGAUAUGACCACCUAUACACAUUGACCAUGUCUUUUAAAGAUGGAGAAACAAAGAGAGAAAGAGAGCAAACUUUGUCAAAGUCUGUUGCUUCUUGGUUUGAUCGUGAUGGGAUUUUGAUUCCAGAAUUCUUCGAUCGAGAUGUCAAUGAACUCCACAAAUCUCUUUGUUCCGACAAGAAAGACAAUUGACCAAAUCUGUAUGGACCAGCUUCAUAGACCUGGAUAUCGACUUUCAACUUCUCUAAAUUACUAUAGUUAUAGAUAUGGAUAACAUAACUUUGCCRUAACUUCAUCAAGUUUUGGCAUAUAAAUAUUCAUAGUUAGCCUAACUAUCAUAACGUAGCGAAAUCUAAAAUAAUAAGUAAUACAUUCAAAAAGAUUUCAGUGCWGUCGUUAGAGAAAAGUUAAUAAGAAAUAAAAAAGGUUAAAAUGUA
This is a messenger RNA of Exaiptasia diaphana, 879 nucleotides long. Its product is annotated as probable signal peptidase complex subunit 2. Gene Ontology annotation, cellular component: signal peptidase complex; membrane. The coding region runs from base 29 to 634 and encodes 201 amino acids. The transcript is spliced from 6 exons. Lineage: Eukaryota; Metazoa; Cnidaria; Anthozoa; Actiniaria; Aiptasiidae. Gene Ontology annotation, biological process: protein targeting to ER. The record is from RefSeq and is a predicted model, not a curated record.